AUGGCGGACAGAUAUUCCUUCUCAUUGACAACCUUCUCCCCCAGUGGGAAGCUCGUCCAAAUAGAAUAUGCCUUGAAUGCUGUCAAUCAGGGUGUGACUGCACUAGGUAUCAAAGCUACGAACGGCAUCGUCCUGGCUACAGAAAAGAAAUCCUCAUCGCCCUUAAUCGAUCCUCCCUCCCUGUCGAAAGUCAGCCUGAUCACCCCGAAUAUUGGCAUGGUAUACUCAGGUAUGGGACCGGAUUAUAGAGUGUUGGUCGACAAGGCACGAAAAGUCUCCCACACGGGCUACAAGCGCAUCUACAAUGAAUACCCCCCCACGAGAAUAUUAGUGCAGGAUGUCGCAAGGGUCAUGCAGGAGGCAACGCAGUCCGGUGGUGUACGACCAUAUGGAGUCAGUCUGUUGAUCGCAGGAUGGGAUGAUGGAAUUGAGCCAGAAUCAGAAGAGGCCGCUGGUGCGCAUCCAGAUGACAAGCCGUCAGGCAAGACUGGAGGCGUCUUGAAGGGCGGGCCCAUGUUGUAUCAGGUUGAUCCCAGUGGCAGUUAUUUCCCAUGGAAGGCGACGGCAAUUGGCAAAAGUGCCACCUCUGCUAAGACCUUCUUGGAGAAGCGAUAUACCGAGGGUUUGGAGCUAGAAGACGCGGUCCAUAUUGCUCUAUUGACGUUGAAGGAGACUAUUGAAGGAGAGAUGAACGGAGAGACAAUAGAGAUUGGGAUCGUUGGCCCACCAGCUGACCAUUUACUGGGCGUCGAGGGAGUUGAGGGGGCACAAGGGCCAAGGUUCAGAAAGUUAAGCCCACAGGAGAUCGAGGAUUACCUUACUAAUCUAUGA
Amorphotheca resinae ATCC 22711 is the source of this 831-nucleotide messenger RNA. RefSeq lists its product as hypothetical. The record is from RefSeq and is a predicted model, not a curated record. The coding region runs from base 1 to 831 and encodes 276 amino acids. Gene Ontology annotation, cellular component: proteasome core complex; proteasome core complex, alpha-subunit complex. Gene Ontology annotation, biological process: ubiquitin-dependent protein catabolic process. The transcript is spliced from 5 exons. NCBI's taxonomy places the organism in Eukaryota, Fungi, Ascomycota, Leotiomycetes, Helotiales, Amorphothecaceae.